UGUGGACUUUCCGAGACGUCACAGAUUCUUAGAGUGUCGGUGGUGUUGUUCAAUUUCGGCAACGAUAUGAAGAGUAAAGAUGUUGAAACCGUGUUGUCGACUGGAAACUAACUGCCACAUCUCAAGAACUAUCAUCCGGAAGCACUCGUUUUAGGGAAACAAAAAUCCGAACAUGUCGUCGGUGAAGGUAGCCGUGCGAGUCCGGCCGUUCAACAACCGAGAAAUAGCGCGAGAAUGCAAGUGUAUAAUAAAAAUGGGUGGCAACACCACCACUAUCAUCAACCCGAAAGCGGACCCUAAAGAAGCUCUCAAAAGCUUCAAUUUCGACUACUCCUACUGGUCGCACGAUGAAGACGAUCCUGAAUUCUCCUCCCAACUCACGGUUUACAAGGAUAUCGGCGAGGAGAUGCUCCAGCACUCCUUCGACGGCUACAACGUGUGCAUUUUUGCGUACGGCCAGACGGGGGCGGGCAAGUCGUACACCAUGAUGGGGAAGCAGGAGGUGGGGCAGGAGGGCAUCAUCCCGCAAAUCUGCAAGGACCUAUUCAACAGGAUACGCAACAACAACAAUCCCGACAUUAAAUAUUCAGUGGAGGUCAGCUAUAUGGAGAUCUACUGCGAGCGGGUCAGAGACCUGCUUAACCCCAAGAACAAGGGGAAUCUGAGGGUGCGCGAACACCCGCUGCUGGGGCCGUACGUGGAGGACCUGAGCAAGUUGGCUGUGACGAGCUACGAGGACAUACAUGACCUCAUCGAUGAGGGCAAUAAGGCCAGGACCGUGGCUGCCACCAACAUGAACGAAACUAGUUCGAGGUCGCAUGCUGUGUUCACGAUUUUUUUCACGCAGCAGAGAUACGACCAGACCACGACCCUUUGCACGGAGAAGGUCUCGAAGAUCUCCUUGGUGGAUCUGGCCGGGUCGGAGAGGGCCGAUUCGACGGGCGCCAAGGGGACGAGGCUGAAAGAGGGCGCUAAUAUCAACAAAAGUCUGACCACGUUGGGAAAAGUCAUAUCAGCUCUGGCUGAAAUUGCCUCCAAAACCAAAAAAUCAAAAAAAGCCGACUUCAUCCCGUACCGAGAUUCGGUGUUGACAUGGUUACUUCGCGAGAAUCUCGGUGGCAACAGCAAGACGGCCAUGAUAGCCGCCAUUUCUCCGGCUGACAUCAACUACGACGAAACUCUCUCCACUCUCAGGUACGCCGACAGAGCCAAGCAGAUCGUUUGCAAAGCCGUCGUUAAUGAGGACGCCAACGCGAAACUCAUUCGCGAACUCAAGGAGGAGAUCCAGAAAUUGCGCGAGCUGCUCAAGGCCGAAGGCAUCGAAGUUCACGAGGGGCCGGAUGGUAAAGUUAUUUAUGAGAAAAGGGAGCCCCCUAGGGCUGAGGACAAUAUCGUGGCCCGCAACAACAAGGAGAACGAGAGGCAGAGGACCACGUCGACGACGAUAGCCGAAGAAGCGGUCGAUCAAUUGCAGGCCAGCGAGAAACUCAUCGCCGAACUGAACGAAACGUGGGAGGAGAAAUUGAAACGCACCGAGGCCAUAAGAAUACAGCGCGAGGCGGUUUUCGCAGAAAUGGGGGUGGCCGUAAAGGAGGACGGCAACACCGUGGGGGUGUUCUCUCCCAAGUGUACGCCUCAUUUAGUCAACUUGAACGAGGAUCCUUUUAUGUCCGAAUGUCUGAUUUAUUACACCAAGGACGGGACUACGAGAGUCGGGUCCGCAGAGGCCAACAUUCCGCAGGAUAUUCAACUCGUGGGGUCGCAUAUCAAAUCGGAGCAUUGCAUUUUUGAGAACAAGGACGGAAAGGUCACGCUCAUCCCGUCGACGGGGGCGCUGAUUUACGUCAACGGCCGCGAGAUCACAGAACCCAUCAUCCUUAAAACCGGAUCCAGAGUGAUCCUCGGCAAGAACCACGUGUUCCGUUUUACCCACCCAGACGAAGCCCGAGAAAUGCGCGAAAAGAACGCAACUCCAGCGGAAAAGGUGGACUGGAACUUUGCACAGAUCGAACUUCUGGAAAAACAAGGCGUUGAUCUCAAGGCCGAAAUGGAGAAACGACUCCUCACCCUGGAAGAACAGUACCGCAAAGAGAAAGAAACGGCAGAUCAACUGUUCGAGGAGCAGAGAAAGAGUUACGAGGCGCGAAUCGACGCUCUCCAGAAGCAGGUUGAAGAACAGAGUAUGACAAUGUCUAUGUACAGUUCCUACACCCCCGAAGACUUCAACAAUGAGGACGAUAUAUUCGUGAACCCUCUGUUUGACGCAGAGUGCAAUUGGACCGAGAAGGAGUACGAGUUAGCGGCCAACGCGUGGAGGAAGUGGAAGCACCACCAGUUCACGUCGCUGCGGGACGACUUGUGGGGCAACGCGAUCUUCCUGAAAGAGGCGAACGCCAUCUCGGUCGAACUCAAGAAGAAGGUGCAGUUCCAGUUCACUCUCCUCACUGACACUCUUUACUCUCCCCUUCCCGCCGACUUGCGUCCCGCCAUCGACUACGACCAAGACGACGACGCGCCCGUGCCCAAGACCAUCGUGGCGGUCGAGGUCCAAGACACCAAGAACGGCGCCACUCACUACUGGUCUCUGGACAAACUCCGUCAAAGGUUGGAGUUGAUGCGUCUGGUUUAUAACGAGGAGGUGGUCGAAUUGCCGAGUCCAGAAGUUACCAGUGAAAUGUCAACGACGCCUUUGCUGAGAUGUCUGACGCAAUGUCCACCGUCACCGUCACGCUUCUCUCUAACCAGUCUGUUACCGUCGAGACAGAGAUUAGAACUGAUGCGUGAAAUGUACCACAACGAGGCCGAAAUGUCUCCCACAUCUCCAGAUUACAACGUAGAAUCGCUCACUGGAGGAGAUCCAUUUUACGAUAGGUUCCCUUGGUUCAGGAUGGUUGGUCGCGGUUUCGUCUACUUGAGCAACCUCCUCUACCCAGUCACUCUUAUUCAUAAAGUAGCUAUCGUUAGCGAGAAGGGAGACGUGAGGGGUUAUUUAAGAGUAGCAGUGCAAGCCGUCAUGGACGAAGACAAUUCCGAUCAAGUUGGUGUCCGACAGAGCGCGCGGAUAGCUUUUGAAACGCCUAAAGCUGUAAUUGACCAUAAAAAUAUACACAAUAUGGACGAACGUAUUAUCGAAGGUCAGAACGGUAUUGAUCCGAUUAAGCUCGAUGAACUUAUUGAGUGUGAUGCAGAUUCGGGUCGCGGCGAUAGUUCAGUCGCUUCUGAUUUGAAAGAAGACGAAAUUCCAGAUCACUUAGCAAUAGGAAAAGAAUUCACUUUCAGAGUGACCGUACUCCAAGCGGUUGGAAUUUCCACAGAGUACGCCGACAUAUUUUGCCAAUUCAACUUCUUGCACCGACACGAUGAGGCCUUCUCGACAGAACCCGUCAAGAAUUCCGGAAAAGGCACCCCCCUCGGCUUCUAUCAUGUACAAAACAUAACUGUAACUACUACAAAAUCGUUCAUCGACUACAUCAAAACCCAGCCCAUCGUCUUCGAGGUGUUCGGUCACUACCAGCAACAUCCUCUCCACAAAGACGCCAAACUGGAGGGCAACGUCCGACAACCCCCUCGCCGAAUGCUGCCGCCCUCGAUCCCUAUCUCUCAGCCAGUCAGGUCGAGCAAAUUCGGCGCUCUUCCCUCCCCUUGCACCGCGCACAUUCAUGCCAAAGUCGACGUUCUGGUGUGGUUCGAAAUUUGCGAGCUGGCACCUAGCGGAGAAUAUGUUCCUGUGGUGGUUGAGCACAGCGACGAUUUACCGUGCAGAGGAUUGUUCCUGCUGCAUCAAGGGAUUCAGAGGAGGAUUAGGAUCACGAUAGUACAUGAUCAAGCCGCCGAAAUUAAAUGGAGGGAUGUCAGAGAACUGGUGGUCGGAAGGAUUAGGAACAGUCCGGAGUCGGAUGAAGAUGAGGAUAACGAUAAUUCAGUUUUGUCUUUGGGACUGUUCCCUGGAGAAUAUUUGGAGGUGCCUGGAGAUGAUAGAGUUAUGUUCCGCUUUGAAGCUGCCUGGGAUAGCUCCCUGCAUAAUUCGCCGCUGUUAAAUAGGGUCACGUCGUGCGGAGAGCAAAUUUUCAUGACCAUUUCUGCAUAUCUCGAGUUGGAGAACUGUGGCCGCCCUGCUAUUAUAACGAAGGAUUUAAGUAUGGUAAUCUACGGUAGGGAUGCUAGGACUGGACCAAGGUCGCUUAAACACCUCUUCUCUGGAAACUAUCGUAACGCCGAAGCUAACCGAUUGUCAGGAGUGUACGAGUUGCUGCUGCGGAGAGCGAGCGAAGCAGGUAGUCCAGGUGUUCAGCGUCGUCAGCGCCGCGUCCUUGACACCAGCUCCACCUACGUCCGAGGCGAAGAAAACCUCCACGGCUGGCGUCCACGUGGCGAUUCCCUAAUCUUCGACCACCAAUGGGAGUUAGAAAAACUUACCCGUCUUGAGGAAGUAGAGCGCGUGCGACACACCCUCCUUUUACGUGAACGUUUGGGUCUCGACAGGUCUACCAACCACAACAAAUAUCAUUUGGAAUACACCAAGAGCGAGAAAGAAGUGUGCAACAUGGUGGCCAAGAACAAUAACCUCAACAGCGCUGUCCCCAGUAUUGAUUACUACGAGUAUACCGACAGAGAGAAGCAGUUGUUGAUCAAAUGUAUCAGGUUGAUUCAGGGCAAAGGACGCGAGAGUGCGUCAUUAAAGGACAACGAAGUUGCUAGUCCUUCUGAGGAAAUGACAGAGAUGAGUACUAGCAUGUUAUCGAGUAUGGUGUCCAAUGGUUCGAUAGAGCUAUGUUCACCCGAAAGGGCCGCGCUUCCGGGAGAGUGCGCUGCGUUCCCUCCAGUUCCAGUGUCGCCUCCUGCCGGACCGAGGGAUCCCGAGUUGGUGCUGUACGUUCCUGAUAUGGAAGAGAUAAGGAUUUCGCCAGUGGUCGCGAGGAAAGGGUAUUUGAAUGUGUUGGAGCAUAAGACGCAUGGCUGGAAGAAGCGAUGGGUGGCCGUCCGCCGACCUUACGUUUUCAUCUUCCGGGACGAGAAGGACCCCGUCGAGAGGGCUCUGAUCAAUUUGGCUACCGCUCAAGUGGAAUAUUCCGAGGCCCAGCAGGCCAUGGUCCGUCUGCCCAACACUUUCAGCGUGGUGAGCAAACAUCGCGGUUAUCUCCUCCAGACGCUCCACGAGAAAGAAGUGCACGAUUGGCUGUACGCCAUCAACCCGCUCUUGGCGGGGCAGAUCAGAUCAAAAUCGGCCCGACGCAACCCGCAAAAUCGCCAAGAAAAUUCAGAAGCUCUGGGGAGUGUCGCAUGCAAAUGAGAUUUAAUCGUUAUGGAAUCCGUUUUGGUUUACUAAAGCUUAUUAGUUUAAGAGGAGUUUUGUUUUAUCACUUUUCCGUAAAUUUCGAGGUUGUGAUUGAAAAAUUAUCAUGGUUAGGGUUCCAUAAUGUGGUCUUUUGUUUCCUCUAGUCAAAUGUUGCGGCACUCCUGGUUUCGUUACUAAACUAGUCGAGGAAUUGUGUAUUUAUAAGAGUUUUGAGGAGAAUUUUUGAUGAUUCGAUUGUGUGCAAUAAGAGAGUUGUAUAUUGAAUAUGUUUAUUAACGAAUCUCAAGACGUUUCGAAUGCUUAUUUCUGUUCGAUGAUCUCAAUGUUUUUAAGAAGAUGUUAAAAUAGUAUUAAAAAUGCUUCUUAUAGUAUAUUACAAUAUUUAAUACAUGUACCAAUCUAAUUAAACUCUAUCGACAUAUUCUACCGUUUUUAAUGUUAAGGCCUCGGGUUUUACUUUAAAACUUGCAACUUACCAAGAAAUGAAUGUAAAAAUGUCACUAUAAUUUCCGUUUCGUUUUCGGGCACAGUAAGUGUAUAAUGUACAGGGUGUUUAUUGUUCAUUCGAUGCAAAUCGAUGGGAGAUCAAUGAAGAGCUCACUUUAUGAUUAUUUUUUGAUACUUCCACUUCAACCCUGUUGUUAUUUUUGUACUUAACUAGAUUUACACGAAUUGUUUUUAUUGUAUAUACCAAAAUGAUUAGCACAAUAGACGUUACGUUCACGCUGAAACCGCUAUUGUUUCGAACAAAGCUGGCAUGUGUAAGCCCAGCCUUACAUCCAUGACCAUGUCUUGACUGAUUUUUAUUGGAAGUUUUAUUUCAUCUUGAAGUCUUUAGACGAAUCUUUGUUGUAGGUGCUUGUUAACUCAUCAUAACUUUAUUUUUAUAGUUAGUUCCCCUAUAGACACAGUGCUACGCUUAUCUAAGCUAUAAAUGUAUAAAAAGAAGUACUAUUAACAAAUUAGUAGGUACAAUGUAGGAAAAUUUAUAUUGUUUUCUUUUUGUUACGUUUCUGAUGCUGCCCUUCGGGGUUAUUUAUAUUAUUAUUAUUGAAUGAUUAUUAUUAUUGUAUAAUUGUGUAAGCAUUAUAUGAAAUAAACGACAAUGUAAAAAGAAA
This is a messenger RNA of Zophobas morio, 6414 nucleotides long. RefSeq names its product uncoordinated-104 (gene unc-104). The transcript is spliced from 21 exons. Gene Ontology annotation, biological process: microtubule-based movement. Lineage: Eukaryota; Metazoa; Arthropoda; Insecta; Coleoptera; Tenebrionidae. Gene Ontology annotation, molecular function: microtubule motor activity; microtubule binding; ATP binding. The record is from RefSeq and is a predicted model, not a curated record. The coding region runs from base 173 to 5290 and encodes 1705 amino acids.